Dipodomys spectabilis (banner-tailed kangaroo rat) is the source of this 1844-nucleotide messenger RNA. RefSeq names its product cytochrome P450 7B1. The coding region runs from base 3 to 1484 and encodes 493 amino acids. Lineage: Eukaryota; Metazoa; Chordata; Mammalia; Rodentia; Heteromyidae. Gene Ontology annotation, biological process: bile acid biosynthetic process; cholesterol homeostasis. Gene Ontology annotation, molecular function: iron ion binding; oxidoreductase activity, acting on paired donors, with incorporation or reduction of molecular oxygen; heme binding. The record is from RefSeq and is a predicted model, not a curated record. The transcript has 6 exons.
CGAUGGAGCUGCUCAGCCUCCCGGGCCUGGUCCUCGCUGCGGCCCUGCUGCUCCUCAUCCUGUAUUUGCGCACCCGGCGCACCAGGCAACCUGGAGAUCCUCCAUUAAUAAAAGGCUGGCUUCCUUAUUUGGGAGUGAGUCUAAAAUUCCAGAAAGAUCCCGUAGGAUUCCUGAAAACUCUUCAAAAUCAAUAUGGUGAUAUUUUCACUCUUCUCAUUGCAGGAAAAUAUAUAACCUUUGUUCUGGACCCUUUCCAGUACCAGUUAUUAUUGAAAUAUCACAGACAACUAAGCUUUCAAAUAUUUGGUAGAAAAUUAGCAGCAAAAGCAUUUUCUGUCAAGAAGUUGCUAGAAAAUGAUGACCUUGGCCGUGACCUUCAUGGUGUCUAUCAAUAUUUGCAAGGCAAACCUUUGGAAACACUCUUGGAAAAUAUACUCCAGAAUGCAAAACAAAUUGUUGAUAUACAUUUAGGAGAAAGCAAAAAUUGGAACACAACUCAAAUAUUAACAUUCUGUAGGUCGGUAAUAUUUGAGCUCACAUUUGCAACCAUAUAUGGAAAAAUUCUUGCUGAUGAUAGCAAAAAAAUAAUCAGUGAGCUAAGAGACGAUUUUGUAAACUUUGAUGACAAGUUCUUAUACAUAACAUCGGACAUACCCAUUGAGUUUAUAGGAAAUGCCAAAGCUAUGCAGAAGAAACUUAUACAAUUUUUUACCUUAGAGAAAUUAACUCACAUACAAGGAUGGUCAGAAAUUGUUCAACAGAGGCAAAAUAUCCUGGAGAAAUACUAUAAUCUUGAGGACACUGAAAUAGGAGCACAUCAUUUUGCCUUUCUCUGGGCCUCUGUGGCAAACACUAUUCCAGCUAUGUUCUGGGCAAUGUAUUAUCUUCUCCGGCACCCAGAAGCUAUGGAAGCACUGCGUGAUGAAAUUGACCAUUUUCUGCAGUCAACAGGUCAAAAGAAAGGGUCUGGAUUUUCCAUCCACCUCAACAGAGAACAAUUGGACAGCCUGGUAUACCUAGAAAGCAUCAUUUUUGAGGUCUUUCGACUGUGUUCACAUUCUGGCACAUUUCGUAUUGUUGAAGAGGAUUUGAUUAUCAGUUCUGACACCAGUGACUGCUGUCUGCGGAAGGGAGAAUUGAUAGCCAUUUUUCCUCCAAUGCUACAUAAUGACCCUGAAGUUUUUGAAGCUCCAGAGGAAUUUAGAUUUGAUCGCUUUGUUGAUGGUGGUAAGAAGAAAACUACCUUUUUCAAAAGAGGGAAGAAGCUGAAAUUCUACAUAAUGCCUUUUGGGUUUGGAGCCAACAAAUGUCCAGGCCGAUUUCUAGCCAUUGCUGAAAUAAAGCUUCUGUUGUUUUUAUUUUUAACAUAUUUUGAUUUUGAAAUACUUGACAACCAACCUCUAAGACAAAACCACAGCCGUUUGUUGUUAGGUAUUCAAUAUCCGGAAUCUGAUGUUUCCUUUAGGUAUAAGGCAAAAGCUUAGAGAAACAGAAAGAGGGAAAUGAAAUCUGCAGGAAUGAGCCUGUCAUAAACUUGCUUAUCUGUUCUUCAUUUCUCCAAAUGUUAUUGGUGUGCAUAUUUGUUUUAGAAGUGCCAAUUUAUAUUUUAUCUGAGGUCAGUCCUAUUUUGUACAUGGUCACAAAACUUAAAGCAGUAUGGCGGCAUUAAAAUGAUCCUCAGAAUCACCUUGAAGUUCAAAAUAGCUUUUGAAAGCUUCCACUUAGUGUGAUUUUUCACUUGGUUUAAUAAGUGCAACUUCUCAGCCAUAAAUUUGGCAAUGGGAGAAUUUUAAGUCACUCAAAUUCUUCUCUAAUAUGUAAAAGUACAUUUUAUGUACCACUGG